Medioppia subpectinata is the source of this 428-nucleotide messenger RNA. The record is from the annotation of a GenBank genome assembly. Lineage: Eukaryota; Metazoa; Arthropoda; Arachnida; Sarcoptiformes; Oppiidae.
GGACGUACGGCAAGUUCGAGGCUCGCGCCCGACUUCCUAAAGGCAAACAGUUGUGGCCCGCAAUAUGGAUGAUGCCGCAGAACAGUUACUAUGGUGUUUGGGCCGCGAGUGGUGAGAUUGACGUGAUGGAAAACCGUGGCACUCAGAACAAUAUACUACAGGGUAGUAUCCAUUACGGCGGGACGUGGCCUAACCACCAAUACAGCGGUAGCGGCGAAAAGGAUUUUGGUAAAGACUUUUCGGCCGACUUUCACACAUUCACUCUGGAGUGGGAGAAGAAUGAGAUGCGAUGGUACGUCGACGGCAACAUUUACCACACGGAAAAUAUCAAUAAAUCCAUGUGGUCGGGCAAAGGGGUCAACCCAUACACGGGCAAUGGCCAGCCCUUUGACCGGCCCUUCUUCUGGGUGCUCAACGUUGCCGUUUCG